Messenger RNA from Cyanistes caeruleus (blue tit), 1155 nucleotides. The record is from RefSeq and is a predicted model, not a curated record. Lineage: Eukaryota; Metazoa; Chordata; Aves; Passeriformes; Paridae.
ACGUCGAAAUCAAAGAUGAAGAAAAAAACAACUAAGACCCAAGAAGCCAAAAAAAUAUUGAAGAAGAAAUUUAAAGUUAACACAAAAAUAGUUUUUACCGAAGAAGGAGAGUUAGUGCAGCAGUGGCCACCUGUGCAGAAAUCCAAUUUGGCGCAAGGAGAUGAGGAAGAGGAUGCCAGUGGUAUCAACCUAGAUAAAGCGAAAGAAAUACUGCGUGAAGAAGACAAAUUUGACAAAGAAGAAUACAGGAAGAAAGUAAAGGAAAAACAUAGGGAGAAGAGGUUAAAAGAAAAAGCUGCAAGGAGAGAAGCCAGGAAUAAGAAUGCACAGGCUGAAGAGGAAACAGUGGCCUUUCUUGCUCACAGUGGAAGUGAAGAAGAGUUUGAUCCAAGCACUCUCCCAGAUCCUGAUAAAUACAAAGACUCUGAUGCAGAGCAGGAUUCAGAAAGUGAAGACAGCUAUAGUGAACUUGAGGAGAAGACUGGAAGAAAGAGGAGAAGCUAUAACAACAGUGUCACAGCAGAAGAAAUGCCACUGAAAAGAAGGAAGCAAUUCAGCCAAGAGGAGGACCCCUGUUUGCCAUUAGAUACUGGGCUUUCUCUGGCAGAGGAUGAAGAGCUUGUACUACAUCUGCUCAACAGUCACAACUAAUUAUUUUUCUGCAGGUUUUCUUUCCUGAGACAUUUCCACAAAUUUUGUCAGUAGUUUACACAAAAUGAAUUUGGCAUCUGGGCAGCUGGGUACCAGUGAAUGUAGAUAAAUGAGUUCCACAUGUAGUGGGAUUGCCUUAGAUUGGCUCAUAGGUUAUAGACAAUAUUUAGUUUGAUUUAUAAGGCUUUCUAAAUGAACUUUUCAACCUAAAUCCCCAGGUGUAAUUUUGCAGUAGCGUGUUCAUAAUUUUAAAUCUCCAAGUUUUGAAACAGUUACCUUAUUUUAUUUUCAUCUUGCUUAACUGAAAACAGGAUGUUCCUUUUGUGACUAUGCCAGGUUUGUUAUUUUGGAAGAUAUAUGUGUACUAAAAUUUUUAAGGGAGAAAUACCGUUGGCAGCUGAGAUCAUAUUACUUAAAAAUAAAGUAUAUACUUUCUUCUGUGUAUAAUGCACAUAUUUUAAGAAUAUUUUAAUAAAAAUUUCUAGAGCCUUGGUGUAAACUUAA